GUCUAUAUUUUGCAAUCCCUUCUCCCUUGUUCUCCAAACUUGCCCCAUCUCUCUCUCUCUCUCUCUCUCUCUCUCUCAACUUGCCCCAUCUCUCUCACUCUCCCUCCCUCCUACGCACUGCAUAUACAUAGAUAUUCAUCAAGAUUCAAGUUAGAAGCCAGAGAGAUUUAAUAUACUGGAGGUAAAUUUGUUUUUGAAUGGCACCAGGUCUUGAUUGUGCAGUAUCAAGUCUCCUCUGUUCUGAAGAAACUGAAAGUAUCUAUUUUGAUGAGUGUGUUGAAGACCUUGAGACCUCAUUUCACAACAAAACUAUUAAAAAUCAAAUCUUUGAGGCUAAAGAAGAGUCUUUUUAUAGUUUAUUGCCUUUACAAAGUGAUGAAGCUUUCGAUUUGAUGUUAAAGAAAGAAUGUGAGCAUUUGCCUGCUUCUGAUUAUGGGGAAAGAUUGAGAAAUGGGGUUUUGGAUUUGAAGGCUAGGCAAGAGGCUGUUGAUUGGAUUGGAAAGGUGAAUUCCUAUUUCAAUUUUGGACCUCAGUGUGCAUAUUUAUCUGUGAACUACUUUGACAGAUUCAUCUCUGCCUAUGAGUUACCAGCUGGAAAAGCAUGGAUGAUGCAGUUGUUGGCUGUUGCCUGUGUAUCUCUAGCGGCCAAAACGGAGGAGACUGAAGUGCCAUUGCUCUUAGAUUUACAGGUUUGUGAAUCGAAAUUUAUAUUUGAAGCAAGAACCAUACAGAGAAUGGAACUUCUUGUUUUGAGUACAUUGAAGUGGAGAAUGCAAUCAGUAACCCCUUUCUCAUUUAUUGAGUAUUUUAUUGCAAAGACUACGGGGGAUCAUAUUGCAUCAACGUCUACAAUAUACAGAUCGACGCAACUUAUAGCAAGCCUGACAAAAGGGAUUGAAUUCUUGGAAUUCAGGCCUUCUGAAAUUGCAGCAGCAGUGGCUCUGUCUGUUGCAGGAGACACUCAUACAGUAGAAACCAAAAAUGCAUUAUAUGAACUCGAUCACCAUUUACAAAAGGAUAAAUUGGUAAAAUGUGUCGAACUGAUAAAGAGAUCAUCACCAUCUUUCAGUGCAUUUAGAAGUAGUGGUCCAAAUGGAUUAAUCCCAUCAUCAUUGCCCCGAAGCCCUAGUGGUGUGCUAGAUGCUGCCGCUUGUUUAAGCUAUAGAAGUGAUGAUUCAACAGUUGAAUCAUGUUUAAGUUCUUCUCAUUAUGCGGAAAACACUAAAAGGAGGAAGCUAAGUUAAAGCACAAUGACCCCCCUCCCCCAAACCUUGUCUACUGGAAAACAAGAACCAAAUGUAUACAGUGAAUACAUGGUUUUCGUGAAGUUGGGUCAUUGAGGCAAGACCAUGCCAAAAGCCAAAUGAACUCUAGAAGUUAUUUCAUGCUCAGAGCAUGAAAGCAUGCAAUCAACAUUAGCUGUUAACUACUAGGCCUAUUUAACAGCUGGGAUAUGAGAAGACAAGCUUAUUAGCACAAAUGGAGUAGAUUAUAAAAAAUGUACAUUUGCUUUGAUAUAAAACUUGUACUAUGCUUGAGCCUUGAUGCCUUCCCUUUUGCUGAUUGUGAAAAGAGAAAAAAAAAAAAAAUUAGUUAUAUAGGACCCGGGAGAAAUGAAAUUUUUGGUUAGUUUUAUUAAUAAAUUACAUGCUUGUCUCA
Daucus carota subsp. sativus is the source of this 1659-nucleotide messenger RNA. RefSeq names its product cyclin-D4-1. Gene Ontology annotation, molecular function: cyclin-dependent protein serine/threonine kinase regulator activity. The transcript is spliced from 6 exons. Gene Ontology annotation, cellular component: cytoplasm; cyclin-dependent protein kinase holoenzyme complex; nucleus. NCBI's taxonomy places the organism in Eukaryota, Viridiplantae, Streptophyta, Magnoliopsida, Apiales, Apiaceae. Gene Ontology annotation, biological process: mitotic cell cycle phase transition; regulation of cyclin-dependent protein serine/threonine kinase activity. The coding region runs from base 198 to 1244 and encodes 348 amino acids. The record is from RefSeq and is a predicted model, not a curated record.